AAUCCAGGCAACAACUACACAGUAAAAGAUUCAACCAACUGUAAUAAAACAGUCAAGUUCUUAGUUGACCAGUUCCCAGAAUUUAAAGACUGCACCUGCACUAACGAUAACUGCAGCACUACAGCGUUGCUUGGCAAGCAGUGUUUUGGGAAUAAAGGGAAAUCGAAGCUUUACGCAAGCACAGAUGUCCAGUUAGGAUUCCUGCCACAGACAAAAUUGCAAGAGACGGUGCACCCAGGCAUGUUAGGAACCGACUGCGCGGUUGCAAAGGAAAUAUGUCGAGGAGAUGACACCUGUUUCUUGCAGUACAAGAAAUUCCAGAGAAUGUGCAGAACCAAAGUAGCAAACUGUAGCCUCCGUGUGGUGGAAUACCAAGCCUCUGCCAUUCAGGAGGAAACCUAUGCAGGCUUUGAUGCAGAUCACCUGAAAAUAAAAUCACAGUGGAAGUCAUCGUCUCUUUCAAACUAUGAAUACAAACACCUGCGCUCCUGCUUCCAAGUCAAAGUGGACUGUGUCAAUGACGGAGUCUGUAACAGACAACUAUCUCGCUACCUUCAAGCCUGCCAAGCUAAUGCAACACAGUGCAAUUGGAAUCGAUGCCAAGUGGCUCUGCGGUCCUUCUAUGAAAACAUGCCUUUGAACGUAGCCCUGGUGUUGACCUUCUGUGAUUGCAUGCCAUCAGAUGAAAACUGCCACCACGCCAAGGGAUUCCUUCAUGGCACAGUGUGUGGAGUCAAUAUGGUCCCAGCUCCUUCAUGCCUCAGUGUAAUUGACACAUGCCAAAGAAACGAGAUCUGCUGGGCCAAGUAUGAAGUAUUUACAUCUAAGUGUUUAAAACCCUUCGCCCGACAAUGCCUUGAAGAUAAAGCUUGUUUCGAAUCUUUGAAUGCAAAUGAUCUGAUGUGUUCUGACAGUGAUGAGUGCCGAGCUGCUUAUGUCGGAAUGUGGGGGUCUGUCCUUCGAGGAGUCGAGUGUACCUGUGACACAACGCCACUAGCUAAGCAGACUGCAUGCAAGUGGUUCCAUCAUAUCCUCCACAGCAAAUCCUGCUUCACUCAGAUAUCAGGUGGAAAAGCUGAUCUUUACUCAUCACGUAUGGUUCUACCUGGAAAAAUACUUCCUGUAACUGGAGAACGGUCUUCAUUGUACACGGACACAAUCAUUAUAAUGAUAUACACCUCUUGCAUAAUCUUGGUGCUGGCGAUAAUCCUGCUGACUUUGUUAAAGACCAGAGCUUGCACAACUGUGUAUCGGGCCAAGACUGUUUCGCCAGCCCAUUUAUCCGAGAAGCUCAUGAUGCCUCGACGACCGUGGAUCACUGACUGCGUCGAUAAUGCUAUUUCAGGCUCUUCUCAUUAGCCAACCUGGUGCUCAUAUGCCAUGAAACUUCUCUUCAGAGAACACAUGGCCUGUAAUACUGCUGUUCCACUUCAGCAAAUACUGGGCAACUUACUACAAGAGAGGACACCACUGGAGUUGUAAUUGCUUUAUUUGCCUCAGUACUGUGUUGUUGUGUUGAAUUUAAGAUUGAGACAUAUGAUAUACUACAGGAUGACACGUUCGGCCAUGACAUGUUUCCAGCCCAGCAUUUGCCAUACCGCUGUGUUGAAAAUUUCCUCUCCAUUUUUUCAACCAUUCUCGAGCAGUCAGUGAGGAAAGAAAUUGCAUUUGAAAAUUAUCACAGGGAAGAGACAAUGUCAGUGAAAUUCUCAUGGACAGGGUACAACAUUAGGGUGUACUUCUAUUGCUUUUGAGAUGGCCAAGGCAUAUUGAAAGUGCCCUUUCAUUCCUUUCACAAACCCCAGUUCCAGGCCCUAGUUUAUUAAUAUCUAUGAGGGUUUUUACCUCUUUACUGUGACAAAGUCUAUUGUCCAUUAAUACACAAAAAAGUAUUUUGCCAGAUUGCAUCUCUUAUUUGCUCAUAUUUGCAGCUCUAAGCUGAGAGAGUGGGUGACAUUUUAGUCCAAUGCACAGAAAAACAAGUUGCGAAACUUACCAAACGCCAAAAACAUACAAAUAUCUACAUUUGAGGCCCAGCCCAAAUGUACAUUAGCCCUGCAUGUAUAUCACAUUGCAGUUGGAAUGCAAAUGCUAAAACCUAAAUCCCAGGACUUGUGUUACACUUCUGGCACAGGGGCUGCUGCAACCCUGCUCCUUACUGCACCACAAGGAAAUUUGAGAGGCACAGCAGCAACACCCCCCUGGUAAUGCAAUUUCCUAAGGUUUUAUGCUGAGAUGCAAAUAAACCAUGGCAUGAGGGUCCUUUUGGGUGGCCCAAGUCACCUUCUCACAUCAUACUAGUGGCAUGGAAAGGAGUGGUACCACUGUGGUCUUCAUAUGGCUGGGCUAAUUUUACUGACCCUUUGCAGUUCUUCGUUUGAUAUGCUAUUUCGUAAAAGCACUACAAAUCUGCUCUGUCUGCUGCUGGGAUUGUAAUGAGGCCUUUUCAACCAGCAAACCUUUCUAAGCAUUAGGACCCUUUCAAGUAUUACGCUUUAACACUGGUGUGCAGAAUCUCUUUUAGCAAAUCUGCACCAGGAUGCCUUUCGGAUACAGAAUAUAUGCUAUCUCUGAUCUGGGGGCUUUCUCCCCUAAUUCCCUCCUUCCACCACCUCUCCCGCUGUGUACUGUCUGUUUGAUAAUUGGUUUGGCCAAACACCUCCUGACUGUGCUUUAUAUCUAUUCUACUAAAAGGGGAAAGGAUCCUUAAUCUGAGAUACAGGUUUACUUUGGGAAAUAGCUGAAGCAGCAAAAUACACUUCUUGUAGAGUUAUUGAGUUUUCAUUGGUGUAGGUUUUUUUUAUUGCUAUUAAAAAUAAA
Molecule: messenger RNA, 2820 nt
Organism: Podarcis raffonei (Aeolian wall lizard)
Lineage: Eukaryota; Metazoa; Chordata; Lepidosauria; Squamata; Lacertidae
Gene: GFRAL
Product: GDNF family receptor alpha like
Exons: 9
Biological process (GO): nervous system development
Cellular component (GO): external side of plasma membrane; signaling receptor complex
Molecular function (GO): signaling receptor activity
Source: RefSeq, a predicted model, not a curated record